ACUAGGGUACCACGCUGAUUCGGAGCAAAAUGGCGAUGGAUGUUACUUUCCUGGGAACCGGGGCUGCAUAUCCAUCUCCAAUGAGAGGAGCCUCGGCUACGGUGGUCCGUUUUGAAGGAGAAAGCUGGUUGUUCGACUGUGGCGAGGGGACGCAAACCCAGUUCAUGAAAAGUCAUCUGAAAGCAGGUAGGAUUGCCAAGAUCUUUAUAACACACCUCCACGGGGAUCACAUCUUUGGCCUCCCUGGGCUUCUUUGUACGAUCAGCCUCCAGAGUAGCCCUGCCGCAAACAAGCUGCCGGUUGAGAUUUAUGGACCUCUCGGGCUGAGGAGCUUCCUCUGCAGAACUUUGGAGCUUUCCCACUCACAGCUCACCUUCCCUUGGGUCGUUCACGAACUGGUGCCUACGCCAGACCAGUGCUCUGCAGAGGAAUGGAAGGAGCUGUCUCUUGUGGGCGGAGACAAGGUCUCGUCUGAAGAGGCACCAGGAAAAACCCUUCGCCUGGACCCGGUAGAAGACUCGUACACCUUGGUGGACAACUCUCUGUUUGUGGUGAAGGCGUUUAGGCUGUUUCACCGCAUACCUUCCUUCGGAUUUGCCAUGGAAGAGAAGCCACGGCCUGGCAAGCUCAACACCCAGAAGCUGAAGGAACUAGGAGUUCCACCAGGCCCUAUAUAUGGCAGACUGAAAGACGGGGCUACAGUUGUCCUGGAAAACGGUACAACCAUCUUUCCUUCAGAUGUCAUGGAAGACCCACUUCCUGGGAGAAAAGUUUGCAUUUUAGGAGACUGCUCUGGCACUGUAGGAGACGGAGCAGCAACCCUUUGUUAUGGAGCCGAUCUCUUGGUUCACGAAGCCACACUGGACGAUGCCCAAGCAGACAAAGCGAAGGAGCACGGUCACAGCACCCCACAGGUGGCGGCGGAGUUUGCAAAGUUGUGCAAAGUGAAGAAACUGGUUCUGUCUCACUUCAGUCAGAGAUACAAGCCCGCCGGUCAGACUGGUGAAGGAGAUGUGGAUGUCAUGGAGCUGAAGAGGCAAGCCGAGCGGGUGUUGGAUGGCCAAGAAGUGGUGUUAGCCGAGGAUUUUAUGACCAUUGAUAUUCCAAUGAGAAAAGUAACAAUAGCACCACCAAAUUAAUUUGCUGAUAGGCUGAACCUAUAGCUAUAGUUUGCUUCCAAAUUAGUUUCUUAAUGCCCAGUUGGAGGGGGGUUACGGACCUGAUCCAUUGGACUUACUUAUGGGCACUUUUCCUACUUGAAAGACAUCAUCCUUGCUUUCCUUUUGACAAAUAUAUUAAUUAAAUCAUCAAAAGACUGGG
Lacerta agilis (Sand lizard) is the source of this 1320-nucleotide messenger RNA. RefSeq names its product elaC ribonuclease Z 1 (gene ELAC1). Gene Ontology annotation, cellular component: nucleus. Bases 30 to 1139 code for a protein of 369 amino acids. The transcript has 3 exons. Gene Ontology annotation, molecular function: 3'-tRNA processing endoribonuclease activity. The record is from RefSeq and is a predicted model, not a curated record. NCBI's taxonomy places the organism in Eukaryota, Metazoa, Chordata, Lepidosauria, Squamata, Lacertidae.